Alnus glutinosa is the source of this 1448-nucleotide messenger RNA. RefSeq lists its product as uncharacterized. The coding region runs from base 465 to 1109 and encodes 214 amino acids. The transcript has 4 exons. The record is from RefSeq and is a predicted model, not a curated record. Lineage: Eukaryota; Viridiplantae; Streptophyta; Magnoliopsida; Fagales; Betulaceae.
GUGGACGGGAGUUAGAGAGCCUCUGUGUCUUGUUCACCUCUUUCGCCCGUUUUUCUUCUACCAGAACUGCCCCAACUCUCUCUCACAGUCUUAUUUCCUGGACCCUACGUCCACACGAGAGGACCCUGCCCUAAGUACUGCUGCAACACCGCAAAGCCACAGAGAGAGAGAGAGAGAGAGAGAGAGAGAGAGAGAUCCCACAAGCUUAAAGGCUAAAGCCCAUAAUAUUUGUUGGUGUAUCUGAGCCGCAAACUCUGUUGGUGCCAUUGAUAUUAGCCACUCUUUAUUCUUCUUAUUAUGGGGAAGAGGAAGCGAGUUCCUGAUCAGACCCAGACCCAACAUCCCAUUUCCUGUUCUCCUUCUUCCGGUACGUUUCUUUCUUUUUUACCACUUGAUGGGUUCCGUUUGGUUCCUGAGAAAAAAAAUGCAGACAGCUAAUCGGGAUCAAAUUUAGUUGAGAUACCAUGCCUUGUUCCUUAGGGAUGGACUUAAUGUCAGAAGAGAAACCUUUGCACUCAGUUAACUCUAGUGAACUAAAGCCUCUUCCAUCUGUCUUGGAUAUCACGGAUAGUUCUCUACUAAAUGCCCAUCCUACUACUGCACAUCAUACUCAGAGUCUUGGCCAUUCAAUAUUUUUGAAACGUUCUCGUCAUUACUAUAGCCAUCAAUAUUCUCGGCGUAACUCAGGUAAUCAUGCCAAUGCAUCAACUUCUCGUGGUAAAGCCGCUUCUUUACGUGAUGAGAGACUAUCCUUCAAGUUGGCUGCUCAAUUUAACUCACAGACUGGACAUCAUUCAGAGAAUAGGGAAAAGGCAUUUGGCAGGCCAGAAAGAAUUAGGUCCAGUUCCUUGGUAAUGAAUGCAGUAUCAUCAGAUGUAGUGAAGAUGGUAUGUGGGAUAUGUCAGAAGCCAUUGAGACGGAAACCGUAUUUUGUUGGGAGUACACUUUCUUCUGGCGAACUCUCCGUGGUGGCAGUUUUAGUUUGUGGUCAUGUUUAUCAUGCAGAAUGCUUGGAGCAGAGAACAUGCGGGGAAGAUAGACGUGACCCGCCCUGCUCCUUGUGUCUGGGCUUGCUCUCCAAUGAUGAUGACUCGAGGGGACACGAGUAAUUGUCGAAUAUAUUCAGCUUUACACUAAUGAUAGAAGAGACAGGACAGACUUAUUAGAUCAGUAGAUGGAAAUCUAGGCAGUUUAUGUUGUUUAAACAGCAGGCUGGCUGUUUGACAGGUGAAGAAUUUGGCCGUAUAUUCUAUUGAAGCUAUUAGAAUUUACUAGUUUUUGUAUUUCCGUAACUAGGGGGACUAGGUUGCAAGAUCAGAGUGACCAGCUUAUGUUUUUGUCCGCUGGUGAGCGGCCGGCUUAUGUAUUUCCCCUUCAAGUCAUUGAUGAUACCGGUUCAUGUCAUUUCUUUGGCACCAUAAUUUAUGUAAUUUGUAAUUUUUCUACUA